AUGGGCCCCACUAGAUUGCCGCCGACGUGGAUCCUGCUCACCAUCCAAGGCACGACGCCGCGGGAGGCGGUGGUUCUCGCCAUCCGGACUGACAAUGUCUACAUUGUUGGCUUCAAGAAUGCGGCGGGAGUCUGGUUCGCCUUCCCGGCCUUCAAACGCCUGAUCAAGGGCUCGACGCCGCUCCCCAAGGGGCUCGACUACCGCAGCCUCGUCGGCAGCUACGGGAACCUCAAGUAUCUCCACGUCAACCGAAGCCAAGUCCUCCAAGACGUGCGCUUUCUCUCAACGUAUAGGCUCCCUUCCCGGCCCGACAUGGCCCACAACGCCAAGCUCGGUAGCAGUCUGGCAAGGUUGUGCGUUGUGGUCACAGAGACCGCCAGGUUCAAGACGACAAACGCCACGGUGGUGGCGGCAAUGGACGAGCAAGGAGGCCCGAGCCGGAUCACCGAACAAGAAACGAAGCUCGUCGUCAUUUGGGGGGUCACGUCCAAGUCCCUACUUGAGUGGCCAAAGUAUGGGUGCCCGAAGAUGCUGCCGAAGUAG
Molecule: messenger RNA, 543 nt
Organism: Aegilops tauschii subsp. strangulata
Lineage: Eukaryota; Viridiplantae; Streptophyta; Magnoliopsida; Poales; Poaceae
Source: RefSeq, a predicted model, not a curated record